AUGGAUAAAAAAGAAGAAAAUGAAAAACUAAACUUUUUUUCAGAAAAUUUUGAUCCGUUAUUUGCUUUGCAAAAUGCUGAUAAAGUAAAACUGCCAUUUCCCAAAAUAAAACCUCUGGACAAUAUCCAUAAAGCUAGAGUUUUAUUACAUCCAUCUGAUGAAAACUAUGUUCAAAUUAAAAAACCACAACCACAAUCACAACAACCACAACCACAACCACAACAACCACAACAAACACAACCACCACAAAUACAACAAGAACAAGAACAAAAACAACAAAACACUGCUCUAGAAACAUCACAAUCCAAUACAACUCCAUCGGUUACUACAAAUAUUAGUACAGUCACAUCCACAACAACAACUACAACAACCAUACCAACAGUAAAUGAAAAAUAUUCAAAUCCAAAUAUAAAAAAGGUUGAUGUUGAAGAAUUUAAAUUAAUCAAAAAUAUUGCAAAUUUAUUUACAGAUGGUCCAAUAAGUUUAUUAAGAAAAGCUUUAGAAACAAAAAGUAGAAUUAAAAUUAUCAUUAGAGAUAUUAGUUCAAUUAGAGGUUAUUGCCAGGGCUAUCUUGUUGCAUUCGAUAAGCAUUGGAAUAUCAUAUUAAGAGAUGUAGAAGAAGAAUACACUGAAUAUCACUUUUUAUCAGCAGAAGAACAAGAAAAAACAAAUAGACAUCAAAAAAUCAAAAAAUAUUAUGGUCAGUUAUUUAUUAAAGGUGAUACAAUAGUCUCAGUUAUACUAUUAAGUUAA
This is a messenger RNA of Dictyostelium purpureum, 753 nucleotides long. RefSeq lists its product as uncharacterized. NCBI's taxonomy places the organism in Eukaryota, Evosea, Eumycetozoa, Dictyosteliales, Dictyosteliaceae. Gene Ontology annotation, cellular component: U7 snRNP. Gene Ontology annotation, biological process: mRNA 3'-end processing by stem-loop binding and cleavage. The transcript has a single exon. Gene Ontology annotation, molecular function: U7 snRNA binding. The record is from RefSeq and is a predicted model, not a curated record. The coding region runs from base 1 to 753 and encodes 250 amino acids.